AUGCUGCCUGAUCUGUUUUGGGUGCUAUCAGUUCAUUCUCGAUCCUUCAACCGCGUCGACAACUUUCCGUCUGGCCAAGCUCAUUGCCAGCAUCUGGAACGCCAGAUCGCUGCAGCCAGUGAUCUCUGCACCUACACUACCAUUUGCUCAGGCAGCCUGCAUGGCGUCCAGGUCACGAAACGCCCGGAGGUUGUCCAGGCGUCUCAGUGGACAACACGUCAGAAGGAGGCCAAGGCGUUUUUGGCAACGAUUGGUUCUGACGAGCUGAUCAGGAAGAUCAUGGGCGUCCGCUAUGCUGAUGUCGUUAACACGAUCAAUGGCCAUGUACCCUUUGGUGCUGCACGGGUAGCCGCUCCUGCAGUGUCUGCAACCACUGCUGCGGCCACUCCAAUGCAAACUGGAGUGUUAAGUGGCCUGCCUUUGACAAGUCGCGUUGCAAUGGCCCAAGUGCAGCCUAUGGCGUCUAACUCGACUCCUACCAUGCCAGUUUCCCUCUCCGCGACCUCUGCCCCAGCUCAGGUCGCAGGAAAGAAGUGUAAAAACAAUCCCAUUAUCUUAGGGCCAGUCAUCGAUCUCACUGGAGAAAACAGUGAUUGA
Messenger RNA from Cyclocybe aegerita, 597 nucleotides. The record is from the annotation of a GenBank genome assembly. NCBI's taxonomy places the organism in Eukaryota, Fungi, Basidiomycota, Agaricomycetes, Agaricales, Hemipholiotaceae.